UAAAUACCCCCCAACACGUUGAUCUAGCUGUAGGCAGUGUUAAUGUUUGUGGGAGGUGUAUUGGGUUGUAGCCUAUGUGGGGAAAGUAUAAUAGAGCCUUUAUAAAAAAUAUAUAAUUUAUUUUGAACAAACAUAGCUAUAUCAAGAGCACUCUCGUCAGUGUGCCAGAGCGCAGAAGAAUUUACGAACACUUCUGCAAAAAUAGCGGAAUUACAUUGUCAGCAGCGCAGUUAGUCAUCAACGCUCUGGAUAACAUGAACAUCAUAACCAGCUCUACUAGGGCGACUGAAAUGGUCAGAGGGAGGUGUUCUCAUUUGUCUUGAAGUAGCUAGCCGAUGUUAGCUUGGGUGCUUGACUGCCGUUGAGGUCAGAACGCUCGGGUCAGCCCUACUCCUCGGCCAGAGCGUCCACUGUGCGCUCGGAAGCGAAACGCUCUGAAUUUACGAAAGUCUAGAGAGCGCGCUCUGGCACUCCAUAUUUAAUUUACGAAGAUCCCUAGCAACACACUUUAAAAAAGGAACUAAGGGUUGUCGCCAUGGUUGCUACAAGCAAACUGAAGAGUAAAAACCCGGAAUUCAUAUCAGAAUUGAUUGACCGUAGAUACGACCAGACUUGUAUUGAAAAUGAGCUGGAUUCCUGGGACCACUCUUUGGCUGAGCCCCACCUGAAUGUGGAGGUGUCGGAGGACAGGAUGUGUCAGCAGUUGGCCAAGAUGUUAGAGAACUGCCUGUCACGGGCCAAGAAGACCACCAUGCGUUGCUCUAAGGUGCUGGUCCCUGAGAAGCUGACUCUGAGGAUAGCACGCGAUGUACUCCGCCUGUCGUCGGGCGAGCCGUGCGGCCUACGCGGCUGUGUACUCUACGUGCACCUGGAGCAGGAACAGUGCUGUAAGCAGCUGGAGCGCAUCGUGUACAAUGCAGACGUUGUGCCCACCUUCGAGCUGACGUUGGUGUUCAAGCAGGACUGUAGCGCAUGGCCCAGUCUCAGGGACUUCCUGCACAUUGGUGCCUGUUUCACUCCAGGCUUCAGGCAUGCGCUCAAACUCAGUCCUGGCUUCCGGCUCAUCAAGAAGAAGCUCUACUCAUCCUUGGCUGGUACUGUGGUAGAGGAGUACUGAGAAGGGAGAAUUGCGGAAGGUGGGACACCAUGGUUCAGUCAGCUGUCCUUGGGGUGGCAUGUACAAUGCAUUUCUACACUUGAAUAUCUGAAUGUUAAGAUCACUCCUGGAGGGUCUAAUUUUCUACAUGUUUUUUUGUAUGAAUACAGUUUUUGAACGAGUAGUGUUGUACAAAGGUUGUUGUCCUGUCUGUUCCAAUGUCCAGGAUUCUACAACUGAUUACUCAAAAUGGACUGACAAGUCUUGGUUACUAUAAUGGAUUGUCUAAUGCCUAAACAAGAUUAACACAACUUUUCUUUUGACUUCACUUCGAACAAACUUUGCCAAUCCGUUUGUUUCCAGAUUUGUCCACUGCCGUGCAACAAAGUAAACUCACCUAGAGGCUAUAGGAACAGGACUUGGAAAAGUUUAGGGGGCCAUAAUGUUGGUGUUCAAUGCUGAAUUGAGGGUAUGUAAGUGUUUGUUAGCGAGCCAUUGACUGUUUGUCCUUGUGAACAUGCUGCUCAUUGACUGGCUCCAACCUUGACGGAUGCCUUAAACUGCCACUUAGAUUUUUCUUCAUCUAAAUGUUUUUUUUUUUCUUGCACUUGUUAGAUCCUAGCUCCACAGGGGUUCUUCAGGGCUUGUUCUUUUUAUACCUUUCUCAAUUGAUGGCUGUUUAAAUGUAGGAUUUUUUUGUUUUGUUGAGAUACCUGUUAAAGGCAGUAGCAAUCUUGUCUUUGACAAUUAAACAUUUUAAACCUA
This is a messenger RNA of Oncorhynchus kisutch (coho salmon), 1861 nucleotides long. RefSeq names its product DNA damage-inducible transcript 4-like protein. The record is from RefSeq and is a predicted model, not a curated record. Gene Ontology annotation, biological process: negative regulation of signal transduction. Bases 536 to 1117 code for a protein of 193 amino acids. The transcript has 4 exons. Lineage: Eukaryota; Metazoa; Chordata; Actinopteri; Salmoniformes; Salmonidae. Gene Ontology annotation, cellular component: cytoplasm.